Molecule: messenger RNA, 209 nt
Organism: Strongylus vulgaris
Lineage: Eukaryota; Metazoa; Nematoda; Chromadorea; Rhabditida; Strongylidae
Source: the annotation of a GenBank genome assembly
AUGGCUAACAAUGACGACUCUACCCUAUGUGGAAGGCUGCGACUUCGUGCCGUUUUUCUUCAUCUCGGUCUCGUUGCCGCCUGUACCGCUUAUAUCGUCGUUGGAGCUUGGCUAUUUCAAGCUAUAGAGCGACCUGUAGAGUUACAAAUAAGGGAAGAGGCAUUAAGCAAAUUCGAAAAAGUAAGGGAGGUAAGAAUUCCAAUUUAAGG